AGCCGAAUAUCGUAAUUGGACCCAGUAACACUACCGCAAUGCUUGGAGACAUUGUAGUGUUCACUUGCGACACCACUGGAGAUCCCCCGCCUGUAGUAACGUGGCAAAGAAAUGGCCGAAACAUACAUACUAAUGGCCAUUCCAGUUACAGAAUUCUGGACAGCGGGUCCUUGCAGCUGGAACAUGUGGGGCCAGCUGAUUAUGGCCUUUAUCACUGCACAGCUAAAAAUGAUAAAGGCACUGCUAGUUCAGAAACAGCUCAUCUCCAAGUAGAAGUUCCAGCCAAAGUGAAGGGUGGACGGACAGUAUACAACGUCACAUGGGGUGUUCCGGUAAUUCUGGAGUGCACAGCUGAGGGGGAACCUCCCCCUGAGAUCACUUGGUGGGAGAACGGCAUCCCG
Messenger RNA from Stegodyphus dumicola, 401 nucleotides. RefSeq names its product tyrosine-protein kinase transmembrane receptor Ror2-like. Lineage: Eukaryota; Metazoa; Arthropoda; Arachnida; Araneae; Eresidae. Gene Ontology annotation, cellular component: plasma membrane; signaling receptor complex. Gene Ontology annotation, molecular function: ATP binding; transmembrane receptor protein tyrosine kinase activity; Wnt-protein binding. The record is from RefSeq and is a predicted model, not a curated record. Gene Ontology annotation, biological process: cell surface receptor protein tyrosine kinase signaling pathway; protein phosphorylation; multicellular organism development.